AUGCCCAGCGUUGGCCAGGCCUUGCCGGCCACACCCUUCAACCCGUAUGCGGAUGACCCGACUGGCCUUGCUGGCUCAAGCGCGGCAUACUUUCAACAUCAAAAUGCCUACACCACCCCCCUUCAGCCCCUUCAAUACCACCUGUAUGCUCCGGUGGGACCAUACAGAGACGACUUGUUGCCAUUCCAGAGACAAGUGCACGAUUUUUUCCUACCCGAAAAGCUUCGCGAGGAAAUGCAACGCAAGUCUGAGGCCUUGCAACAGGUCAUGCCGAACUCGACGCUUCCUCCGCUUGACAACUACUACUCGCUCGUUCCUCUUGAUACCAGUCAUCGAAAGAGCUCUAGCGUUUUCGGAUACACCACCUGGGUAUACAAGGCGACGUCGUCGAAGAGCGGAAAAACUUACUGCCUCCGACGACUCGAGGGCUUCCGGUUAACCAACGAGCAAUCCAUCCGCUCGGUGAAAGAAUGGCGGAAGCUCAACAACGGGGGUGUGGUUACAAUCCACGACGCCUUUACCACUCGGGCAUUUGGCGACAGCUCUCUUUUCUUCGUUCAAGACUACCACCCUCUAUCCAAGACACUUGCGGAGGUACACUUCGCCCAACCCAACACGACUCAUGGCACCCGCUUCAACGCCAAGAACCCCAUCGCGGAAAGCGUCUUGUGGGGUUACGUAUCGCAGUUGGCGAACGCAUUGAAGGCUAUCCAUACCUUGAACUUGGCUGCACGCUGCCUCGAUAUGAGCAAGGUGAUAGUCACCGAUAAGAAUCGCAUUCGGCUUAGUGCAUGCUCCAUCCUGGAUGUGGUCCAUUUCGAAGCUCGUCGCCCGGUCCAGGAGCUACAACAAGAAGAUCUAAUUCAGUUUGGCAAGUUGAUACUUUCUUUGGCAACUAAUACGCCGCCCCAUCAGCUCACCAACCUAAAGGGGUCCAUGGAGCAGAUGAGCCGAGUGUAUUCUAAAGAGCUCACUGAUACUGUCCUGUGGCUCUUGACUCCAGCUCCAGCAGGCGCCACACCCAAGGGGAUCGAGGAAUUCGUCCGAGGCAUUGCUGUUCACAUGGUGGCAACACUGGACGCUAGCCUGCAAGAGGCUGACACGAUGAAGUCAGAAUUGUUCCGAGAAUUGGAGAACGGCCGGCUAGUGCGCUUGAUGGCCAAACUUGGCACCGUCAACGAGAGACAGGAGUUCGAUGGCGACAGGGCAUGGUCAGAAAACGGCGAACGAUAUAUGCUGAAGCUCUUCCGUGACUACGUCUUCCACCAGGUCGAUGCAAAUGGCAACCCUGUGGUGGACAUGGGCCACAUCAUCCGAUGUUUGAACAGACUUGAUGCUGGCAGUGACGACAGAAUCUGCCUCACAAGCCGAGACGAGCAGACAAGCUUCGUAGUCAGUUAUAAGGACCUGAAGAAGCAACUCAGCAACGCGUUCGGUGAACUUCUGAAGGCAGGUAAGCAAUCGACGGCACGAGGAUUCCAGGGAUCCUCUCACUAG
Colletotrichum graminicola M1.001 is the source of this 1497-nucleotide messenger RNA. RefSeq lists its product as uncharacterized. Gene Ontology annotation, molecular function: poly(A) binding. The transcript has 4 exons. The coding region runs from base 1 to 1497 and encodes 498 amino acids. NCBI's taxonomy places the organism in Eukaryota, Fungi, Ascomycota, Sordariomycetes, Glomerellales, Glomerellaceae. Gene Ontology annotation, biological process: mRNA processing; nuclear-transcribed mRNA poly(A) tail shortening. Gene Ontology annotation, cellular component: P-body; PAN complex. The record is from RefSeq and is a predicted model, not a curated record.